Messenger RNA from Olea europaea var. sylvestris, 1283 nucleotides. Its product is annotated as mitochondrial dicarboxylate/tricarboxylate transporter DTC-like. Gene Ontology annotation, molecular function: oxoglutarate:malate antiporter activity. NCBI's taxonomy places the organism in Eukaryota, Viridiplantae, Streptophyta, Magnoliopsida, Lamiales, Oleaceae. The coding region runs from base 125 to 1021 and encodes 298 amino acids. The record is from RefSeq and is a predicted model, not a curated record. The transcript has 6 exons.
AAAAGCUCUCUUUCCAGUUUCGAAAAUACAAACUACAAACCCUCGGGUUCUUCACCAACCAAAAAAAAAACUCUCUUUCUCUCUUGCGUUACAAAUCUAGAGAAAAAGGAAAAGUAGAGGGAGAAUGGGAGAGGGUAAGCCAAAGCCAGCUGGAGUGUGGCCAACCGUCAAGCCCUUCGUUAAUGGAGGUGCAUCUGGAAUGCUUGCUACAUGUGUCAUCCAACCCAUCGACAUGAUCAAGGUCAGAAUACAAUUGGGUCAGGGAUCAGCUGCUGAGGUGACAAAGAACAUGCUUAAAAAUGAGGGUGUUGGUGCCUUUUAUAAGGGUUUGUCUGCUGGGCUUCUUAGACAAGCUACAUAUACCACUGCCCGCCUUGGAACAUUUAAGAUUUUGACGAACAAAGCACUUGAGGCCAAUGAUGGGAAGCCAUUACCACUUUAUCAAAAGGCUUUGUGUGGGUUGACUGCUGGAGCAAUUGGAGCAUCUGUUGGUAGUCCUGCAGAUUUGGCACUCAUACGCAUGCAAGCUGAUGCGACCUUACCGGCUGCCCAGCGACGGAAUUACUCAAAUGCAUUCAAUGCCCUUUAUCGUAUCAUUGCUGAUGAGGGAGUUUUGGCACUGUGGAAAGGUGCUGGCCCUACUGUGGUCAGGGCUAUGGCACUGAACAUGGGAAUGCUUGCCUCUUACGAACAAAGUGCGGAGUUCUGCAGGGAUUCUCUUGGUUUUGGUGAGGCUACUACUGUGGUAGGGGCCAGUUCGGUAUCCGGAUUCUUUGCAGCAGCUUGCAGUUUACCAUUUGAUUAUGUGAAAACCCAAAUACAGAAAAUGCAGCCAGAUGCACAAGGAAAUUAUCCAUACACCGGUUCUUUAGAUUGUGCCAUGAAAACUCUCAAGUCAGGAGGGCCAUUCAAAUUGUACACUGGAUUUCCAGUAUAUUGUGUUAGAAUCGCACCUCAUGUCAUGAUGACGUGGAUAUUCCUGAACCAAAUUCAGAAAUUGGAGAAAUUUGCUGGGUUGUAAGAGCUCUUCAUUGAAGUUGACCUUCUAUCAUAAUAAUAUUCUGGCUUCUUGCUCCUGAAAUUUUACACCCACAAAGUUGUGGGAAUUUUUUUACAGUGAUCAAUUAUAUUUUUGCGGUAGACAUUUCUCAGGCUAGGGAUUUGGAGAAUUCAAAUUUCUUCCAAAUUGGUUUUGAAAAUAAUGGGAAAUUGUUUUAAUUUAACAAUCCAGACAUUUGUUUUGAUUAUAUUCUUUUGCUUGAGCAAAAUGCUGACAUCUGCUA